AUGAGCCAAACCAGGGAGGAACUUAUAGGCUUGCGUCAGGACUUGUAUGAGCUGCGGUCGACCGUUCGCUCCUGUGAGAACCGUCUGAAUAAAGUAGAAGAGACGGUACAAACACUUUUGGAGGCGCAGGCUAGUGGUUCUGGAAGUGAUUCUGGCAUAAUUAAGGUAGUUGAGGCGCUGGAAGCGAAUGUAGCUAGGCUACAGAAUGACCUAAACGACCGCGAUCAGGAGUUACUGGCCAACGAACUAGAAUUUAGCGGCCUGCCUGAAGAGAUUGGAGAAAAUCCAAUGCAUCUCGCGUUGGCAUGUGCUGCCAAGCUCGGCGUACCGCUGGAGGAGCGCGAUGUGGUAAGCUGCGCGCGCGCUGGUGCUCUGAGGCGCGAGGUGGGCGCGCGUCCCCGGCCGCUGGCACUACGGCUAGCGCGUCGCGACACACGUGAGGACUUGCUGCGCGCUGCGCGCGUGUGUUGUCACGUUACUACAGAGGGUCUGGGCCAGAAGAGCGAACCGCGGCCUUUCUAUGUUAACGAGCGGUUAACAAAGUUGAACCGGCACCUCUUCUAUAGGUCGAGGCAAAUAGGUAGUCGUCUACAAUGGAGGUACAUUUGGACCAAAGAUGGCAGAAUUUAUGCGAGGAGGGAUACCGAAGCCCCGGCUCAUCGAAUUCGCAGUGAAGCGGAUCUGCUGAAAACUUUUGGGCCCGACGGCGUUCGUUCACAGACAGCAGAAUCCUAA
Hyposmocoma kahamanoa is the source of this 735-nucleotide messenger RNA. RefSeq lists its product as uncharacterized. Lineage: Eukaryota; Metazoa; Arthropoda; Insecta; Lepidoptera; Cosmopterigidae. The transcript has a single exon. The record is from RefSeq and is a predicted model, not a curated record. The coding region runs from base 1 to 735 and encodes 244 amino acids.